AUGCUAUCUCACGCCGUACAGAGAAACAAUGCAGCCGUUCAGCUGCUGCAGAACUGUCGUUACUCAGAUGCAUCUGUCACCCUUCAGGUUGCCUUGACGGACCUUCAGUUGUCAUUUCGAGCGACCUCUCUCGAAGAAGAUUCUACUGUGAUGUGCAUGAAAGAGGGUCUCCUUACAAAGUCGCCCGCCUCAGGAAUUCAGUUACCCGUUCAAGCUGCACCCAUUCAACUCAAAGGUAACACGACCGGCGAUAGUUGCCUCGAACUCUUUGCCCGUGCAUUUUGUCUUUCGCCUUUCGAAUCAAGAGAAAGAAUCGUUUCAAGUGUCCUUCUCUACAAUUGCGGCCUGGCAUCUCACUGCAGUGGUGUCCUGCGGGGCAACUCCAAGAAUCUGAUGAAUGCAAUGAGGCUCUACAAGUAUGCUUGUCGCAUCCUGCUAGAAGUCGUUGACGACGAUGAUACGAGCUCUACUGAGUUGCUACGCCUAGCGCUCUUCAACAACAUUAGCCAUGUUUGCUUUCAGCUGUGUCAUUUGGCGGAUGCACAACUCUAUGUGAAGUGCCUCCGCGACGAGAUGGGUCUCUCCGACGAUGAGCCGCUAGGUGCCGCAUUGCCAACCGUGACGGAUGAUGACUACGACUUUUUCUGCUUCAAUGUCACCAUCCGCGUGGAAUCCAUGGGGGCACCCGCUGCCUAG
Seminavis robusta is the source of this 696-nucleotide messenger RNA. The record is from the annotation of a GenBank genome assembly. NCBI's taxonomy places the organism in Eukaryota, Bacillariophyta, Bacillariophyceae, Naviculales, Naviculaceae.